This is a messenger RNA of Cryptomeria japonica (Japanese cedar), 3576 nucleotides long. RefSeq names its product probable leucine-rich repeat receptor-like protein kinase At5g63930. Bases 46 to 3576 code for a protein of 1176 amino acids. The record is from RefSeq and is a predicted model, not a curated record. Gene Ontology annotation, biological process: protein phosphorylation. Lineage: Eukaryota; Viridiplantae; Streptophyta; Pinopsida; Cupressales; Cupressaceae. The transcript is spliced from 7 exons. Gene Ontology annotation, molecular function: protein binding; ATP binding; protein kinase activity.
UCACUUGCUCUGCCCGGCCGAAACGUAUCCGGUCACCUUUUUUCUAUGAUUGGGAAGCUCAGCCGAUUGGAGGAGCUGGACAUUUCGAGCAACAGAUUAUACGGAAGUGUUCCUCCUGAAUUGGGAAACUGCACCCGCCUUCAGCACCUUAAUCUCUCUCACAACAUUUUCAGUGGUGUUAUCCCAUCGAGUCUCCUCAAUUGUAGCCUACUGUAUUUUCUUGACCUCAGCUCAAACAAUAUAUCUGGUUCCAUUCCUCCGGAGCUUGACAAGCUGUCAAAUCUAUCCGAGCUUCAUUUAUCUUAUAACAAUCUCACUGGAGCAGUUCCUGCCUCUCUUGGUAAGCUUGGAAAUCUUCAUGUUUUAAGUCUAGGGCACGGUAACCACUUUGCGAGCUCCUUACCAUCUGAAAUUGGGAACUGCUCAAAGCUUAGGUAUAUAAACUUUGCCUCCUCUAAUCUGAGAGGCACAAUCCCAUGGGAAAUAGGCAAAUUGUCAAGGCUGCAAGAGUUAGAUCUCUCUGAGAACCAAUUGAAUGGUCAGUUGCCUGCCUCCCUCGGAACUGUCAGCGAUCUGCGGAUUCUGGAUGCCUGUGACAAUCGACUAAGCGGAGAAUAUCCUCCUGAAAUAUGUAGGGCAAAGCAACUUACUCUAUUGUGUCUUUGUAACAAUUCCCUAGUAGGAAAUAUCUCGUUGCUUUUGAAGGAUUGUAUCUCAUUGAGAAGAGUUCGGCUUGAAAAUAACCACUUCACAGGUCUCAUUCCUUCAGAAAUCUCAAAAGUGUCUGGUCUGGUUUACCUGGAACUGUCCUUCAACAGACUUCAUGGAGAGAUACCUGCCGAGGUAGGCCAACUCAACAACCUCACUGCUCUCUUUCUCGGUGGAAAUCAUUUAAAUGGAAGUAUUCCUCGUCAAAUUGGGGAUCUCACAAACCUGGUCAGGCUCAAUUUGAGCAGCAAUAAUUUCAGCGGAAAUAUUCCUCCCCAAGUCGGCAGACUCGUGAAUUUAGAAAAACUAGAUCUCAGUCGGAACUCAAUUGAAGGUGCUAUUCCUCGACAUCUCGGCAUCAAUUUUUCUUCCUUGUCCAUCUUAAAAUUAAGUUCCAACAAUUUAAGUGGAACUAUUCCGACCUCUCUGGGCGAUUGCUCAAGUUUGAUAGAGUUAGACAUGUCUCGAAACCGACUUGAGGGAUCGAUUCCCAGGGAAAUAGGAAAACUUGUGAAUCUGCAAACAGGGCUGGAUCUCAGUUGGAACAGGCUAUCUGGUUCUCUUCCACCGGCUAUUGGAAAUCUGCUGGUGCUUGAGUCAUUAGACGUCUCAUUCAACCAACUAUCUGGUAAGAUUCCACCUGCUUUCUCAGGCUUGAAACUUCUUUCUAAAUUCAAUUUUUCCUUCAAUCGAUUCGCGGGCCGAAUUCCUCCUCUGAAAGCUUUCUCCGAGGGCGCCGCAAGCGCCUUUUAUGGGAACGAUGCUCUGUGCGGACCACCCACUUCCAAUUCCUGCGUGGAAAGUAAUAGUAGUGAUAGUACUAGUAAUAACAAGAGCUUGGGGACUGGCAGCAUAGUUGGAAUUGUUAUUGCCGGGUUGGCUACUGUUAUGAUUGUAAUAAUAGGUCUUGUGUAUUACCGGAGCAAGGUAACUGCACAAGAUGAAGAAUUGAACGAAGAGGAGGACACAGUUAAUGGAUCAUUCACCAAAGUGGAGGUGGAUAUUCCCGGAGGUUAUAGACACAGGAUUGCUUAUCAAGAAAUUUUGAACGCCACGGAAGAAUUCAGUGAUAAUUUUCUAAUUGGCUCUGGUAGCUUCGGCAGAGUGUACAAAGUUCUUCUGACGCAAGCCGAGAAUAGUCUGGCAAUCGCUGCGAAGGUCUUAAGACUGCAGGAAGAAGGGAAAAGAAGUUUGAUGCGUGAAAUAGAAGCUCUGAAGUUCGUGCGCCAUAGAAACAUUGUGCGACUUCUUGGGUUCGUGUAUGGGGGCAGCAUGAACAUGGAUAUUCUGCUCUUCGAAUACAUGGCAAAAGGUUCUUUGCGGGAGGCACUAAAAUCACAAAGGCUGGGGUGGAAGAUUCGACUGAAUAUAGCUCUGGGAGUGGCGCAGGCUAUGAAAUAUUUGCACCACGACUGCACACCUCCAAUCAUACACCGUGACCUUAAAUCGACCAACAUUUUGCUGGACGAUGAGUACGUAGCACAUGUGGCUGACUUCGGCCUUGCAAAAUUGAUCUAUCCAGAAGUUCAAAGCAGUAGCUCCUCCGUUUAUGUUGGGAGUCAUGGCUAUAUGGCUCCAGAAUGGGGCUACGGAGGAAAACCUUCCCCGAAGCAAGAUGUGUUCAGUUUUGGAGUUGUGCUGCUCGAAUUGGCUACUGGAAAAGCAGCCAUCGUGGAUGAGGAAGGAGGAGAAAGCAGAGGUCUGGCUGAAUGGGCUGGUAUGGUGAGAAAGAAAGAUUGCCACAUUGUCCAGGGUUUAAUAGAUCCAGAGCUGCUAAAUGAUUAUGAAAAAUUUGGAAAUGAAAUUGAAAAAGUAAUAGAGAUUGCCCUCCUCUGCACUCGACCGUCUCCAAUAGAGAGGCCAUCCAUGCGAAGAGUAGUGGACUCGCUUUCAUCCCCAUCUUCACUGUGUGAAACAAAGAAAGAAACGGGGAAGGAUAUCAAUAUUUUGAAAGCUGUCGUUUUUCUCGAGCCUGGAAUCUUCCAGAUAUCGGAAAGUCAUAGUGAUGAAAUUUUCACAGAGUACUCUGACAAUAUAUAUGAGGGGAAGAUGGGUGUAAAAGAGAAGACUGCGUGGCGUGCUGACUGUGUAUUCCGUACUGUACGGAAAAUGCUGACUGUGCAAGCUGAUUCGGCUGUUGAUGUGGCGUCCGUACUGAUGACUGUGUGUACAGUUUUCUGUGUGGAAAUGUACGGAAGCGAUGACGUGUCAGGUUUAACCCACGGGCCAGUGGCCGCUUGCCACGUGGCGGGCGCGGGUGUCUCCGAACAGGUUGCUGCGUGGUGGGUGAGCUGGCUGAACCGGGAGCGGAAGUCGGCGCCGGAGAGGAGAUCCGGGCCGAGGAGCAGGGGACGGAGGCCCUCGGUGCUGGCUGCGAUGGCGGGAAGCAGACGAGGGGCGCCGAGGAUGCGGCGGAGAAAGCUGCGGGGGCCACGCGCGGGAGACGGCGGUGGCGGUGGACGCUGCGGGCUCGGAGCGGCGCGGCGGCGUUGGAGGCAGCGCUACGGAAAGCACGCGCAGGAAACAGUGUUGGUGUCGUGCGGACGGAGCCGAGAGUCGGGCGCCGACGGGCUACACGGCGCGGCUGCCGACGUCUGCACAGACGACGGGACGCGCUGUGACGUGACAGGUACGUUCUGUGUAGGGGCAGAGUACGGGUGUCGGCUCUGCAGACCUGCAGAAUGGGUCACGCGGGGGUAUGGUCUCCGCAGACCUCCCAAAAAACAGGUUUACUUCUUCACAUACACGCCUGACAGGGCAGUUGCAGCGAUAUCUUACAAAAUUCCUCGAUUGUUCUAUUCGAUGUCCAUACCCUGUUACAAAGCUACCAUUUUCGCACCGGCUGGGAGGAUGUUGGCAAAGUUUUAA